AUGAGUUUUUUGUUAUUUUGUUUUGCUGUUGUUUUCAGUCAGCACAAAGAUCUGUUGCAUCAUUAUAAGAAGGAACAUGUUAUCUGUGAAGAGGGUGAUUGCAAACAAUUGGGAAUUGCGUUCCGUACCGAAACGGAACUGAAACUGCAUAAAAGUCGAGACCAUGCGGCUGGACCGCAAACGUUGGACGUGGACAUUCAUUUCACGGACCGAAGUUUUGGCGGAGGAAUAUCUCGAGGAGGAGGUGGUGGCGCUUCGUCGUCAUCGCAUCACAGAGGAGGAAGAGGAGGUGGAAGUGGCCAAGGACGGGGUGGUACUGCUUCUGCUGGGCAUUUGCCUGGCUCCCAGCGAAAUGUUCCCAGAAUUGGUGUGGUACCAUCUGAGCAACCGAAAGCGCCUCCAAGAGAAUAUGGGAUUGAAGAGCCAUUUGGAAGUUUGGAUACCGCAUGCCUUACGUUUGCUGGUUUCGAGAUGAUAUUUAGAUUUUUUUGUGGGAGGUGGGGAGGCCGGAUAGAUUGCAAGAAUGGGUUUGUUGUUGUUAUUGCGGUUGAUGAGAAGAAUGAAGAAUGA
Anisakis simplex (herring worm) is the source of this 570-nucleotide messenger RNA. The record is from the annotation of a GenBank genome assembly. Lineage: Eukaryota; Metazoa; Nematoda; Chromadorea; Rhabditida; Anisakidae.